Molecule: messenger RNA, 1282 nt
Organism: Thunnus maccoyii (southern bluefin tuna)
Lineage: Eukaryota; Metazoa; Chordata; Actinopteri; Scombriformes; Scombridae
Exons: 4
Coding region: 117-1160 (347 amino acids)
Biological process (GO): regulation of DNA-templated transcription
Cellular component (GO): cytoplasm; nucleus
Source: RefSeq, a predicted model, not a curated record
AUGUCUCUUCCUGCCGCUGACAGGCGUGUUAAUUUUUUCCUCUAGACACAAAUAUGUAAAGUCGGUGUAACUUUUUGAUUCUCUUCGUGCUGAGAAGCUAAACAGAAAAGUCAACCAUGAACUACAAUGAGGAACCUUCACCUAGUCCCAGACAGCCAGUCCUGCCUCCCCUCUCCAACAGGACCCUGCACCAUCCUUCCUUUCUGCCUCUGUACAUGUCUGCAGGUUCUGCACAUCAUCACAGCAGCUUUAACACCCAAACAGUGCUUCCCAUCAUCCCACCAGAGCUCUUCUACACUGACCCCACCAUGCACUGUGGGAGGAGGAUCCCCAACACAGUGAGCCAGUUCAGGUCCUUUGAUCGUUUCCAGCUCAACACUCCACCACCGGUUAUGUCCGCCUCCUUGGCUCCACCAAACCGUCCGGACCCGUUCAGAUCUGGGACACACUCCAUCAGAGACUUGGGCAGCGGCACCUGGAGAAUCCACAUCAUCCACCCGACAACGCAGCCAAGCUGGGUGGUCCUCCAGCUCACCCAGGAUGAGGACCAGGCCAUCACUAACCUCCUAAAACUGCACCACCAUGAGCCUUUACAGAGAGAUGAGACCCUUACUGCUCUGCACAUGGACUCCUCCGGUCUUUCAGAGCCACUAGUGGACAACAUGGACACCAGCUCAUUGUGUAGUCCCUCUGAAUGUACAGACCCCACCUUAGCUGAGGAAUUAGACGACCCUUUCUACAGCGAUCCGCAACAUCCGAUGGAGGCUGGUUUGAUGAGUCAGGUACAACAGGAAAGACGUUGGUCCGAUGUGGAGCUUGAGGCAGCCGACACACUCUUGAGUCGCUUUAGCCUGACGGAGGAGGACAAGCUCAGGGCUCAAACCCAACAAGGAUCUGAGGCGUUAAUACCCGCUCGUCCUACUCAAAACCACGUCGGCUACGUUGGCUUUAGUCGUGUCAGGGAGGAUGGAGGAUGGACGGAGGUUACGUCUGUUGAAGGCAGGAAUACAGAUGACAUUCCUAAGGAGUAUCCGGCGUCGUCUUCGCUGGUAACGAGCGGAUCGAGUGUCUUUGGAGAUUUGUCAGGAGUGAAGGAUCGAAAGCUCUCAGAUUCAGAGGGAGAUGCUGUACGUGGACUCCUGAGCCUCGGGGACAUGUGAGCUUUAGAUAUCGUGCCGUGAUGGUCUUAAAACUUUUAAGUCUGCAUGUUUGUGUUUUUAAGGGACUCGACUACAUUUUCCACAUUAUGGAAAUAAGUAUUUGCUUUUGCACUGGUUGCUGU